Molecule: messenger RNA, 1173 nt
Organism: Fomitopsis serialis
Lineage: Eukaryota; Fungi; Basidiomycota; Agaricomycetes; Polyporales; Fomitopsidaceae
Exons: 2
Coding region: 1-1173 (390 amino acids)
Source: RefSeq, a predicted model, not a curated record
AUGCCCCAGCGGUCGCCACCCAGCUUGCUUCAUCCGCACCCUGUCCACUACGCCCCCGGGCCAUUCCCCAUCUUUCGUGACGAUCCAAUCGCUCCCCCGCGGCCAUCUGGACCGAUCGCCCCCAUCGCUCGCCCUCACGUCGCUGGCCCAAUCGCUCCCCUCGCUCCCUCGCAUAGUACCGCUCUGCAGGCGAUGACCCGUACUCCUCCCGAGGGCUGGCUCGCAAUACAGUACGACGAUCCCUACGCUCCGUACGGCAACGUCCAGGCAGAACAACUCGGUCUCUGGACCACGGCCAAGGACCCCGCGUGCGACAAGGGGAACUACGGCCGCCUAUGUGCGGCAGCCGAGAUCCUGAAGAACGAGUACGACGCCCCUGACGCAACCAUCACCCAGCCGAUUGCGGCGAACCCUCAACCACGUCCUAACGCUGAACCACACUACUACCGCGUCGGCAAUCUCACUAUCGCUCAGCGCGAUCGGAUCCUGCGCAAACAAUGGAGCUCCACGACGUACGGAACCUUCGGCGCCGUCCCGGCUCCGCACGAUCCCCCUACGCUCGUCGCCAGCUUCCGCCACCCGGAGCGUCUGGGCGUAGUCACGGAGGACGGUAUGGCGGCUGAAUUCCGCAAAGGGUUCGAAUCCGAGGAACUGUCCAGACGUACCGUCGUCUUCAUCGAGUCGGACAUCCGCGCAGACGGACGCUGGCGCCAUCUGACGGUCGCUGAAGCCCACCGGCUCAUCCUCGAGUCAAUCCGCGUCCGCAAGAUCACCAUUCGCGACGGACGCGAAGAAGAACUCAUCGCGCUCCUCUACAUCGAAUCACCAACCGCAGACGCCGCCGAGUGGAUCAACUUUCGUGACUGCGUCCGCUCGCAUGUCUUCGGGGGUCCAUACGCUGGCCCUCCUGAGGUGCUUAAGUCGUCCUUCUUUUGUAUGUACUGCCAUACGGUUGAUCACCCAACCGCUGCAUGCACGCUACCGGCUACCCCCGGCUGGCACGGCCCUUCUCUGGACGAAGUCCGCGCAGCUCUAGCCGACAACCGUCGAGGACAGGAAAACGGGCAGCGAGGACGCGGAGGCAGAGGUGGACGCGGAGGACGAGGAAAUCGAGCUCGCGGCAACGGUAGUCGCGGGCGUCGCAACGGUGCUGGCCCCAGCCAGCAUGCCUAG